This is a messenger RNA of Naegleria gruberi, 429 nucleotides long. RefSeq lists its product as uncharacterized. Gene Ontology annotation, cellular component: BRISC complex; BRCA1-A complex. The transcript is spliced from 2 exons. Lineage: Eukaryota; Heterolobosea; Eutetramitea; Acrasida; Naegleriidae. Gene Ontology annotation, molecular function: polyubiquitin modification-dependent protein binding; metallopeptidase activity. The annotation marks the transcript as partial. Gene Ontology annotation, biological process: double-strand break repair. The record is from RefSeq and is a predicted model, not a curated record.
UUGAGGAUGGUUCGGAUUACUAAGGACUGUUAUCAUUCCUGUUUAACUCAUGCAUUGACAACAAGUGAAGAGGAAAUUAUGGGACUUUUGAUAGGAUAUAUUAAUGAAAGUACUGGAGUUUCAACAAUAUGGGAUUGUUGUCCACUGAGGAGAGUGGAUAAGAGAAGAGAUAGAGUUGAAAUUUCUCCAGAACAAUUGGUAAAUGCAGCUUCAAUGGCUGAAAAAUUGAGCACUGAAGAUGGAAUACCCACUAGAGUUAUUGGAUGGUAUCACUCUCAUCCACAAUUCAUUCAUUUACCAAGUCCAAUAGAUUUGAGUUGCCAAUCUCAAUAUCAACAAAUGGAUAGUGGAUUUGUUGGAUUAAUUUUCUCUGUAUUUAAUAAUGACAAAUCGAGUACUGGAAGUAUUAAAUUAUAUGCAUUUCAAUCU